CGUUGCAUAUUUCGUUCUCUCUCUCUCUCUCUCGCAGUGGCGCCAUGGACGAGAAACAAGGCAGCUCCGGAUGCGGCCAGAAAAAUGGCAACUGCAACAAUAGCAUCGAUGCGUUGUUGGACAAGCAAAGCGGAGAGAGGCGCAACGUGGCUCAUCAAAUGCCCUCACCUCAUCUAUACCUCUCUCCAAUCUCCACCCGAUGACUCCGACCCUUCUCGCCCCGUUGCCAAAGUUGUCCUCUCCGUCGACCCCCUCCACUCCAAGGACGACAACUCCACCACUGAGUUCACAAUGGAAUUGGCUGGCACUGAAUCUGGAAAAUUUCCCAAGUCUUACUCUAUGGAUAUGUCUGAAGCUGGCUUGGUCGUUCCAAUGUUGGUGUUUUCUGAGUCAUCACAAGCUGGGAAGUGUUGUGUGGAAGGAAAAAUACUGAACAAACUUGGCAUGAUGAGGCCCCAUGACAAGGAUAUUGAAAACUAUGGGAAACUCUAGAUCCGUGAAAGGUUGAAUUAAUACUUCCUCCAGGUGAUCGGCAAUGACGAUUGGGUUCAUAUGAGGCGGCCAAUGCCAGGGAUGCAGCUUGGAUACUUUGCUCUUCAAUAG
Molecule: messenger RNA, 603 nt
Organism: Juglans microcarpa x Juglans regia
Lineage: Eukaryota; Viridiplantae; Streptophyta; Magnoliopsida; Fagales; Juglandaceae
Exons: 5
Biological process (GO): transcription by RNA polymerase II; transcription initiation at RNA polymerase II promoter
Cellular component (GO): transcription factor TFIIF complex
Source: RefSeq, a predicted model, not a curated record